AUGGCGCUGCCCCGCAGCGACGACAGCGACGCGGAGCUGCAGCAGCUCACGCAGAAGCUGGACCCGCUGGUGUUCGGCCGCGACCUGGCGACGCUGGACGCGCGCUUCGUGCCGCGCGGGCCCGAGACCACGGGCUUCGAGGUGGAGCCGCGCGCCAGCUCCUUCUACGGCGCGCUGCCGGCGGCCGACGCGGAGGACGAGGAUGACGACGACGACGACUUCGAGAGCCUCGAGGUGCCCGCGAACCGCUACGCGGGCGUCAUCUACGCCGCGCGCUUCUUCGUGACGCGCGUGGGCUUCCUGCGCUCGGCCAAGCGGCUCAUGGUGCUCAGCAGCAACCACCUGACCAUCGUGGACCCGUACUCGGACGAGGUGAAGGAGCGCUACGCCUUCGACAACAUCAAGGAGAUCACCAUCGCCUCGGACAGCGGCGGCCACAACGCCGACCGCGCCUUCACCAUCUUCAUCGGCAAGAACCUCAAGGAGACGUACACGUGCCGCUGCAGGCAGCAGCUGCUGUCCGCCUACUACCAGCUCCGAGAGCGCGCCUCGUCCUUCCGCAAGGACGAGAUCGACGCCGCCACGGCCGACGCGCUCAGCGCAGUGGGGGCCAGCGUCGGCACGAGUGACAACAGCUGGGCCACGGGCUCUGGAGGCCCUGGAGGACCCGGAGGCAGCAACUCCAACUUGCUGGGCAGCGGCAUGUACUUUGACAGUUUGUUUCAGCUCUGUGGCAAGACCUUCACGAUGACGAAGCUCAGCACCACGCGCAGCAUCGCGAUUCACCCGGUCAAGGUGGACGUGCUGCUGGCGGUGCGUGCUGCGAGCUUGGAUCGACUGGACCCGAAGACGCGCACGACGCUGUCUUCUAUUCUGCUGAUUGAUAUCGUCAAGAUCCAGCGCGUGAACACCAACUCGAAUGAGCUGGUGCUGUAUUUCGAGAACAACCGCGUACAUCGCUACUGGUGCGACAGUCGCGAACCAUUUAUCCAGGCGAUCGCGAACAAUUUGCGCUCGUGGCUCAGUGUGUCGCUUUUCGUGGAGGAAGUGUCGGAUUCGUGCGAGUUUGACGCCCUCACGUCGACGCGGGACAUCCCGCCACCUGUCACUUUUGAGAUUCCCGUGCUGAAGAUCAGCAAGAACAACAAGUUGCAGCUACGUUUGCUGGGCUUGACGGCGUUGGCAAUCAUUGAGCGGGACCCUGUGACGCGGAAGACGAUGGCGAGCCAUUCUCUUAACGAUAUAUUCAACGUGGUGAUUUAUCCUUCGAUAUCGUCGUCGCAGGAUGACCCCGAUAGCGAGGUUUCGGAGGGAUUGAGCGGCAAGUUUGCGUUGGAAUUGAAGCACGGUCUCACUCGUCGGUAUAUCUGCCUGAGCUCCACGGUGAGUAGGCGUGAUAAAGAUGUGAGUCUUGGGUUGCAGCGGGCUUCGUCGCAGCAUGAGAAUGAACUUCGUCAGAUCAUCGGCGACAUUGCUGGAGAUAUCAACGUUCCCGAGUGGCUGAAGGUUGCCGGCGCUACGACGCUGCUCAGUCCGAAGGAAGCUCGAAGUUUGUUCCUGAGCAACAUGAUUGAAAUGUGCCGCAUGAACAAGCUGCACGUGCCUUGGUCAACUGAGGAGACGAAGAUUGCAUGCAAGGAAGGAACGUGGGGCACUGAGGUCCAUCCCGAAUGGGAGGAUAUCUUGCUGCGCAAGUUGGUCAAUCUCAACUUCAUCCCGAACCUUGUGACGAAUGAGAGUAUGUCGCUCAUCUAUCACCAGCUGGUGCAGUUCAACCGCAACAUCCCUCUGGGAGGCCUUCGUCAGCGCGAUCGACGUGCAUUCGCAAGCCUGAUGAAGCUUCUUGAGAACUUUAAAGACUAUUCUGUGGCGCAGCUCAACAGUCCCUCCAACACCGAUGCCCCGAUUCCGACGACAGAGUUCCAGGUGGAGCUCCUGUUGGCCAUCCAGCGCUUGCUUUGCACUCGUGGUGUCUUCGAGGAAAUUCCGAGCUCGCAGUACAAGAACAGUAUCGAGGUGAUCAUGGAGUUGCUUCAUUCACCGAUGGAGGAGGUGAGUUUUGCUGCGGCAUGCGUGAUCAAGUACAUGGUUGUCAACUACUCCGAUACACGCAGCUUGAAAUCGGAGACAGCCAACCGUCGCGCGAUUUUCACGAAGUAUCACAGCAGGAUAUACGUGUCUCGUGCGUUUGAUCUGUCAAGAACCAACCGGGUGGGUCGUAUGCCAUUGCAUUCCACUUCGCUGUUGAAGACAGGAUCGGGCCAUGGGACUAUUUCGGUGGCGUCGAUGUCUAACACUGAGCGUAGUAUGGCUAACGCGCUGGCGUAUUCUCAGUUGGGAUUGGAUUAUCUCGUCCUUGCCAUGGUUCUACAAACACUGGAAGUUUGCUUGUCUAGUGGAAAGAAGGCGACGCCGGAGAGGGUGGCGAGGGAUUUACUUCGUGCCAUGCGAGUGGACGAUUUCUCACGCCACCACGCGUUGUUCUUGUUCAACCGCUCGUUGAGCUUCUCGAUUACGAAGUGCUCCUCCAUUCUGGUAAAGGUGCAUAUUCUGGAGCAGCCUACGGAGCUGGUCGAGCUGAUCCAAGAUUUUGCUAGGAAGCACGGGGCGCUAGUGUGGCAACUUUACUUGGCACUGUACACCCAAGACAAGGGACAGCGUAGAAUCUCGUCCCAGCUGGUUGCCUUGCUCACGCACGAAAACCCGCGUUCGUCUUACGUGAUCCGGAACAUUUUCCCGCACGCGUUGCUGGAUGACCAAAAGGCGAGCCAACUGGAAUAUGACGAGUUUGGGCGACAUCUUCCUACUGCAAACCCUGAGCUUUAUGCAAAAGGGAAUGGGGCUGCCCACAAGAACGGCAGUCGACGCGAUAUCACGAAUGCAACUGAAAGUGGACGAAGCAAGCUGAGCUACGGCAUAAACACUCGGGCUCGCUUGGCUCGAAACGUGAAGCACGCCGUGCUCUUGCCCGAGUUUUUCGACCGAUUGGGUAAAACGUACGCGACCAAGGAUCUCGUGUGGGGUCCCAAUGCGGUCGAAGAGCUUAUCCGCAAGUUGCAGGCGGAAAUGAGCGAGCUUGACUUGUACCGGCUGAAGUAUCUGGGGUAUCUCUACACGGACCCGCUGGCGACUGAUCACACCGAGUCCGAAUGGGAGGCGCAUCAAGCUAGCCGACUUCGCCAAGAUUCUCAGCACGCGAACUUUGCACCGUUCCUUUUUGAGUUCCUACAGAACGGUUCUGAAAGUCGAUUGGCGAUCGAGAUGAUGAAGGGAACGAUCUCCUCGUCCAAUAGGUUUGCGCGGUACAUGCCGCUUUCGUUCUUGCUGAACCCCGACACGUCCGAUGAUGUCGAGAGUGACGGUGGACUUGACGAUGACAACUACGACAGCGAUGAAAACUAUACUGAUGACAACGGGUUCAUAUCUCGAUCGAACAGUCUCAUUCGCCCUAGUGAUACCCCGGAGCCGAAGCAGGAUGACCAAGACGGAACCCACGAGGAGUUCCGCAAUGCACCACUCAUCAAGAAGAAAAAGAAGAGCGCGAAAAAUAUGCCGCGGUGGUUUGUGGCCUGGAACUGCAACGAAUUCCGCAUUGACUACGAGUGCUUGGAGAAGGAGGUGAAGGUUGGUCCGUAUUACCUCGCGAACAUUUUGGAUGACCGUGGCGUGUUGGUGGAAGACAUUGAGGGCGCGGAAAAGUUCAUGACGUUGCUGUACUACCGCCUGCUUGCUGAAGAUCGUAACAUUUCGGUGAAGAAACUUCCCAGCGAACGAUACCUUUCAUCGGAUUCACUUGGUGACGUCGAUCAGUCUGACAUUCGCUUGCUGGUGCUGAAGGUCAUGAUUCAGCUAUAUGAGCGCCACUUCAACGAGUUGGGCUCGCUCAUGUUCCUGAACCACUUCCUCCGUGUUAGUAUGAUGAAAGACAGAAAUGGAGACGAUCGACGAUGGCCUCUCGUUGUUCGCGGCAAUAUCAUGCUGUUCCUUGAUCGAGUGCUGUCAAGCGCCAUAAACGUCUCGCGUUUCCUGCGUGAAGGUGAUAACGUGACGAUGGUGUUGGACCUGUUGCGUGAAGUGAAGCCGCUGGUCGUUCUUCAGGGGCCCAAUGACUCUGAGAAGGAGUAUAUUGUAGAGCCUGCAGCCGACGUUCAGGCUGAACUGGAUGCAACGAUCGAUGCACUGGAGGAGUCAGGUGCCGAAAGCUCUAUUAUUUCGAGUCACUCUGUCUCACCCACAUACGCACAUCGCGAUGACGACAGUGUGCACGAAGAGGAACCCAGCCGUGUGACCGUUGUGGCUGAACACUGCGGUGCCAUGAGCGGGUCAAUGAUCAUGCAGACGUGCUUGAGUGUGCUCAGUCGCCUUAUCGAUUGCCACACCGCGGAGGAAGAAGGACACAUGUACCAGGAUGUUCGCUUUCCGAAGUACGGGCGGCUUACCCAUUUUGAAGGCUCCGGUGUUAGCCCAAUCAGCUCGAUCAAGCAUCGAUUGUGUGAAGACCAAACGUUGCGGUUCUUGGUGGGGCUUUUGGAUUGCCCGAAUCGCAUCGUUUUCAAGAAGUGUCUCGGUUUGAUUCGGCUUCUUGUCCGUCACAAUGAAUCGAUCAUCCCGAAUCUCCACGCGUCCGGCAUCUUUUACUACUUGCUGCGGUUUGCUCAGGAUGUGGACGAGAUGUCGAUUGCAGCGCGCCUUAUCUCUCAUAUCCACUUGCGGCAAUCAGGCCUCGACGUGCCGCAUCUCAUCGACGAUAAGCAAAAGGGAGAGAACAAGAAGGGCGUUUUCUCUCCGGAUCCGCUGACGCGGAUCUGUUUGAGGAGUUGGCUGGUGCGAUUGCUGCCGGUGUCGAUGGUUGCUCAGCUCUUGCGUCAUGGACCACGGCGGUUUGCGACGGCGCUGUUUUCAGAUGCGAACAACCCUGAAGUGGUUUGGAAUGCUAAUAUGCGCAGUCAGAUGGUGACGUACAUCGAGAAGUUUAUGGAGCUGCAUACUGACGAAAACGGCAUGUUCUACAUUUCGGAGAAGGAAGGCUCGGAACACAAGGCUUGCAUUGCGCUGAUCCAGUAUCCGAAGGAAGUUCACGCACUUCAGUGCUACCAGUACUACCUGCACAAUCUCCUUGACGAGAAGAACUUCCCUGGAUGGCCUAUCAACGAUGAAGCUGCGUUCUUACGGGCGUUGCUUGAUUCCAUUCGGCGCUGGGUGCACCCAGGAUUGUUGCUGACCGCUCGUGGGGCGUCGGCGAGCAAGGACCAGUCCACGAAGCUUCUUUCAGUGUUCGAUGCUGUUGAGCUGCUUGACGCCACUGCUCUCCUUCUGCGGCGUUUCCCCGAUUCGCCAAGUAUUACGAACUUGCAGAACUUUUCGUACUUCCUGGAGGCUCUGGAGCGAUGCAUUACGGAAUUGAAGGACAACCGCGUUGGACCGACGCGAACGUUCUUUGAUGUCUCCAAUGCCAUUGCAACCAAGACAACCUUUGUGAAGGCUUUUGGAAGUGCGAUUCGUGUCAUAAAUCUGGCUGUGGGAAUCUCUGACGAAAACGCUCACGAGUGUAGCUCGGGACUGGGACUUCGCGUGCUGUGCAACUCACUUCAGUUGCUCUUCCACAACCAGGAAGCGCUGAGCACUGUUGACGGAUGCACACCGAAUGUGAUGACUCAUUGGGUGCUAGAAGCGCUCGUGAACGUUUUGAACCAGCCCAACGGACGCGUGUCGGCUGCUGCGCAGUCGAUCGAUUUACUGCCGUGCCUGACACGCUUCUUGUCGCAAGAAGGCGACCGCCUGGCCACGGAUUUGUCCCUCCAAAUUGUGUACGAAAUGGCGGGCAGCUCGGGUGAAAUGGCAGAAGUUUUGCUGCUACAGCUUGCUGAGCACGGAAUCCUUUGGUAUUUGACGCUUCUGCUGUUUCACUACAAGCCAAACAAUGACGAUGGUGACAGCAAUAUACAGCGAAUUAGCAUCGGGGCAGCGAAGGCGCUGGGGCGAAUCUUGGAAGCCAAUGCGAGAGAAGAGACAAUUGCUGUGUUUGUCAAGAGAAUGCAGACGACAAUCGAGCAGAUCUUCACUCGUCCACUUGUAGAUAUCUUGCGACGAGCAGGCCCGAUCAAAAUGCUGGACGUGCUGGCAACCGAAGUUCGCGAGCCGCAUGUUAUGUGGACGGAGCGCAUGCGGAAGGAGUUGAUCAGUCUCGCGCAGCGUGCGAUUCAGUUCCACACCACACUGGAUCAAAGCGAUGAGGAGGUGCACAAGGUAUUCGAACUUCCGCCCUACUUCAUGUACACGGCACAGAAGGAGGAGCUGUGUGUGGCUGGCAUCUACGUCAAUUUCUUCAACGAAAACCCGAAGAACGGCAUCCUCGCCCAAAUUGCUGGAACCGUGAACGGCGGCGGCAAUCGUGAUAUGUUUAAGCCGAAGCCCACGACGAAGAAGGAGAUCCAAGCUGCAGCUGCAGCGGCAGCGGAGCUGGAGAACCGCACUGUGAGUGGACAUGUGAUGCACGGUCUUUUGGCUGCGCUGUCGUACGACAUCUCGGGCGUGCGCGCGCAACCUCAGGCAUUGGAAAGCGUGCUACUUCAGCGUUUGCUCCCCGUGGCUACUGCUAUCAGGCAUUUGCUGCAGUACACGCCCGACAUGGACGUGCAAGUUGUGCAGGCCGAUGGGCUCCUGACCCUGCUGUUCGUAUUAGACCACGAGACGCAGCCACAAGGAUUCUCGUUUGCCAACGCGCCGCUGCUUCAGCUUCGAUGCAUGGAAUGUGUGCACAUGCUGUCGUUCAGUGGAAAGUGUGUCGAUCCACUCGCCACCGUGGUCCCUCCGUUCAUCAAGAGCGCGUUCCAGGUUGUAUACAAGAACCUGGCCCGCACUGAGGCUUCGACCGAGGGCCAGUUGGCUCGCGUGACGCUGCAGUUGCUCGGCAACCUGUGCCUCAUCCCCGCCUGCAUCGACAACCUCGUGAAGGGAAUGGACCCCGCCAGCUUGUCCAACCUGCUCCCGCACGUGUGGCUCGGAGACUCGACGGAGAUGCAGCUUCUGCUGUGCUUGCACAUGAUCCCGCUCAAGCGACACACUCAGGCCGCAACGGAGUUCGCGAAGGCCGCCGUGAGCUCGCAGCUUGCCGCAGCGCUGCUCAAUCUGCUGUCCACCCUCGUUCCAAGGUCCAAGAUGGGCGAGAGCACCACGACCAAGCAGUACGCCGCUCGGUUCCUGUCGGUGCUGUCGUCCAACCCAGGCAGCGGUGGAGCCAUCUCGAGCCUGCUCAUCGCGUCCCGGGUAUGGGAGACCCACGGCGACACAACCCAGGCCACGUCGGAAGACCUCCGCCGGCUGCUUGUGCCCCCGCACGCGCCCGCGUUGCUUAAGGCGCCCCACGCCAACCCCAACAAGGUCGGCUAA
Phytophthora sojae is the source of this 7389-nucleotide messenger RNA. RefSeq lists its product as hypothetical. Bases 1 to 7389 code for a protein of 2462 amino acids. The record is from RefSeq and is a predicted model, not a curated record. Gene Ontology annotation, cellular component: endosome membrane. Gene Ontology annotation, biological process: regulation of early endosome to late endosome transport; endosome organization; receptor-mediated endocytosis. NCBI's taxonomy places the organism in Eukaryota, Oomycota, Peronosporomycetes, Peronosporales, Peronosporaceae. The transcript has 2 exons.